This is a messenger RNA of Lutzomyia longipalpis, 1102 nucleotides long. RefSeq names its product cyclin-H (gene CycH). The record is from RefSeq and is a predicted model, not a curated record. The transcript has 2 exons. Bases 43 to 930 code for a protein of 295 amino acids. NCBI's taxonomy places the organism in Eukaryota, Metazoa, Arthropoda, Insecta, Diptera, Psychodidae. Gene Ontology annotation, biological process: DNA-templated transcription; regulation of cyclin-dependent protein serine/threonine kinase activity; regulation of transcription by RNA polymerase II. Gene Ontology annotation, molecular function: cyclin-dependent protein serine/threonine kinase regulator activity. Gene Ontology annotation, cellular component: nucleus; transcription factor TFIIK complex.
UGUCAACAAAUCAUUUUAACAACCGCUCCCCUAUAUAAUAAAAUGUAUUCUCAAAGUUCUCAAAAGAAAUAUUGGUUGUUCAGCAAUGAACAACAACUAUUAAAUUUACGAGCUAGACAGAAUCAAAUUUACAUUGAGAAAAAACAUGAAUUUUGGCAAACAAGUGAUCCUCAAGUUCCUUUUCGGACUGAAUUAUUUCUCACUCCCGAAGAAGAAAGUCAGCUUUUGCAACACUAUUGCAUCAACAUGAAGGAAUUUUGCAAGCGAUUUGAACCUGUGAUGCCCAAGUCAGUUAUUGGAGCUGCAUUUCAUUAUUUCAAGCGCUUCUAUCUCUACAACUCUCCAAUGGAUAAACAUCCCAAGGAAAUUUUGGCUACUUGUGUUUAUAUGGCAUGUAAAGUGGAAGAAUUCAACGUAUCCAUAAGUCAAUUUAUUGGAAAUAUAAAAGGAGACAGGUCCAAAGCAAUGGAUAUUAUUCUGUCUAAUGAACUGCUAUUAAUGCAACAACUAAAUUAUUACCUCACAAUUCACGGUCCCUUUCGACCAAUUGAAGGUUUCCUCAUUGACAUUAAGACACGCUGCUCAAUGGUUAAUCCGGAUCGCCUCAGGAUAGGUAUUGAUGAAUUUAUUGAGAAAACCUACAUGACAGACAUCUGCCUACUCUACUCACCAUCACAAAUUGCUCUUGCUGCAGUUCUUCAUGCUGCCAGUAAAGAGCAAGAGAAUCUUGAUCACUAUGUAACUGAGUCACUUUUUCGAGAUUCAAAAGACAAAUUGCCAGUACUCAUUGAGGCAGUUCGGAAGAUUCGAUCUAUGGUAAAAACACUAGAUAUCCCAUCAAAAGACAUCAUUCGCAAAAUUGAGAAAAAAUUAGAAUUAUGCAAGAAUCAUGAAGUCAAGGUCACCACAUACAAUAUCAAUGAUUCUUAACUAUAAUUUGUUAAAUGUUGUACAAUUUUAUAUUAAUAAUUGACCAGGUAUUAUUCUAUUAAAUCUUGCAAUUUUUAAUAGGCAUCUAAAAGCAGAUGGUCACCUCUUAAUAUUCUAAAAUAAAAGUAGGGAAAUCAUCCAAGAGGAUAAAUAAAUAAAUAAAGCGAACGCA